AUGCACUGGAAUCCACUAAGUAGCCAGGGCUCUAAAAUGACUCUGUCUGCAGAAGAUGCUCUAAACAAUUGUUAUCUUUGCUUGCAGNCAUCUGUUCGUCAGUCACCGAGGACCAGCGUGCGGGACGGUAAGUCCGUCGCCAGACAUCGUAAUUCAAAGCAACCGAUUAACGAUUCUCCCGUUCGUCGUUCGAGUCGUCUGGAGUCUAUGAAUUCGAACCGAAAGCUGAAAUGUAACAACACACCGAAACCUGAAGAUAACGAAGACGAGGAUGAUCGCGAACUUGAGUUGGGAAACCUUUCGAUUGAUAUUGCCACAGAUAUCGACACAAAUGAUGAGUACGUUUUCACUUUCUGGUUAUGCUAUAGUCAACAUGUUUAA
Molecule: messenger RNA, 381 nt
Organism: Echinostoma caproni
Lineage: Eukaryota; Metazoa; Platyhelminthes; Trematoda; Plagiorchiida; Echinostomatidae
Source: the annotation of a GenBank genome assembly